AUGCACGGGUGUGGCCUAUCCGGCUCCAUCCCAUCCACCAUCGGCCGUCUCACCAGCCUCAAAUACUUCCUCGUCAACCAGAACCGCCUCUCGGGCUCCCUGCCUGCACAGAUUGGCACCCUCCCCCAGCUCUACAUGCUUGACGUCAUGGACAACCAGCUGGAAGGACCGCUACCAAAGUUCGAGGGUGCCAAGGAGCUCAACCACCUCCACAUGAGCAGCAACCUCUUCACGUCUGUUCCAGCGGAGAUCAGCAGACUGCCGAAACUGAUGCACCUGCUGAUGGACAGCAAUCGUCUCACCCAUGACUUUCCACUCGCUUUCAACAACACGAACCUCACUGUCAUCUACUGGAGCAACAACAUAAUACCCGGCCCCUUCCCCUCCACCUGGUUCUUCCCCAAACUCAAGGACUUUCUCUUCAGCAACUGCUCUCUUCCGAAACAGCCUCUCCCUUCCUUCCCUAUCUCUCGCAACCUCUCCAACCUCGACCUGAGCAGCAACAGUUUCACAGGAUUCAUUCCAGGCUCUCUGUUUUGGCAGCACCCCAACCUCGUCAACCUCAAUUUGGCCAACAACGAUCUCAAUUCGAGCUUCCCUCCAGCAAUCGCCAAUGCUACCAACCUGCAAUCCGUCUUCCUCUCAGGCAACCAGCUCAGCGGCCCCCUGCCGGACCUCUCGUCACUGCCCAGCAUCGUGUCGCUCUCCCUCUUUGACAACUCCCUCUCCUCCAUACCGCCCGCUAUGCUCGCCAAGAGCAACAACAUCACACUGCAGCUUUUCAACAACGAUCUGUGCAAGCCAUUCAAUCCAAGCUACACGCAAGUCUGCUCCCCCCCGACCCCUCUCACCCAAUACACCGCCCCUGCUUUCUGCGACGGUCUCGCCUGCGAUAACGACCUCUACAGCCCUAGCGCACCGCUCUAUAACGAGUCACACUCCUGCGUGUGCGUAUCCCCGUUAAGAGUCGACCUGGAGCUGUUUAUAUCGGAUUUCGUGGUGUACCAUGAGGCGCUGGUGCAGCAGCUGGAGCAGCGGAUCUACUCUGAGCUCACCAGCAAGUCCCACAUCAACAUCACCAGGCCGCAGGUCCUUGUUUCUUCAAUCAACAGCCCUGCCUCUCUCUCCUCCCUCGCCUCCACCUUCGCUUCAGAGCACAUCAACCACCAGUCAACGCUCAUCAUCACGGUCCUCUUCUUCCCGCCGGGUGGCGAUGGCAGCUGGUACCCCCCCGACACACCGCAGGCCAUCCGCAGCGCCCUCACCACCAGGGACCUUGCCGUGCGCGUCGCUCUCGGCAACUUUGGCCUCUUUCGAGUGGUUGGAUUCUACGGCCCUGCACCCUACACUCCCCCACCAUCACUUCAGCCGUCCUCGUCUGGGCUGAGCACGGGAGCCAUCGUGGCCAUCUCAGUGUGCUCCGCUGCUGUUGCUAUCGCCCUCAUGGUGCUGCUUCUCAUGCGACCCUGGGAGAGGCGAGCGGACCUGUGGAGUUCAGAGGACUACAGGGCGAUAGAGGGGCUGCAGGUGCUGGGAGUGCACCGGUGCAAGCUCAAGGAGAUUGCAGAUGCGACCCAGGGGUUCAAGACGCUGCUUGGGGAGGGCGGAUACGGACAGGUGUACAGAGGAGUGCUGGAAUCAGGGGAUGUGGUGGCAGUGAAACGAGCCAAGGGGCACGUGAAGAUGUGUGGCACUGAGUUUCGCAACGAGAUUCAGCUGCUCUCAGCCGUGCGACAUCGCAACCUGGUGGCUCUCAAGGGCUUCUGCGUGGAAGCAGGCGAGCAGCUGCUGGUGUAUGAAUUCAUAGAGAGGGGGACACUUGAAGACAUGCUGCGAGCGGACUCGAAGCACCCGCUGACGUGGCGGCAGCGCGUUGACAUCGCGUGUGGCGCUGCGAGUGGGUUUGCGUACCUGCACCAUCAAAUCAAGCCGCCCAUCAUUCACCGGGAUGUGAAGACGGCCAACAUCCUGAUCACAGCAGGCCUCGAAGCCAAGGUGUCUGACUUUGGCAUUUCCAAGGCUGUGCCUGAGGAGGCGGAGAGGGGGGGAAGGCUGGAGACGCAAGUGAAAGGGACUGUGGGCUAUUUGGACCCACAGUAUUUCCAAUGCGACUUACUCACGGAAAAGAGCGACGUGUACAGCUUCGGCAUCGUGCUGUUAGAGCUAGCCACUGGUCUCCGCCCCGUGACCAACGGGGAGCACAUCCGAUCGAUUGUGAUCGAUAGAGUUACCAACCACGGGGGUGUUCUGAAGCAGGCUCAGAACCGGCCCGACAUGCACCAGGUGUUGAAGGAGUUGGAAGGGAUCAAGAGGAUUCUUGACUGUGUUACUGGCUCCCAUGGCGGCAGUGGUGCUUCUGGCGGCGCUGCUGCUGCUGCUGGUGCUGCUGAUGGUGCUGCUGGUUCUGCUGGUGCUGGUGGUGGUGACGGCAGCAGCAGGCGUGAGAAUGGCAGAUGGUCAACUGGAGAGCGGGAUCUCUUUGGAGAAGUGAAGUCACAAGCUGGUAGAUCAUUCUGGGAAGAGGUAUCUGCUGCCUCGGCGUCGAAAGGGCCGAGCAGGUUUAAGGAGGAAAUUGCUGAGGAGAUAGAUGAGGAGGAGGAGGAGUCGUGGUUUGCAGCGCGGAUGAGGAGGGAAGUAGGGAAGGGAGAGACGUCAAGCAGUGAGGCGGAUGGGCUGCUGAACCACACGGUGACUUUCACAGGGAGUGAGCCGCAGAUCAACGUGGUUCCGAGAUGA
Molecule: messenger RNA, 2736 nt
Organism: Closterium sp. Yama58-4
Lineage: Eukaryota; Viridiplantae; Streptophyta; Zygnematophyceae; Desmidiales; Closteriaceae
Source: the annotation of a GenBank genome assembly